CAGUGGUGGUCGUUUGGUUGUUGUAUUGUUGUGUAUAGUAUAUACAUAGUAUAUAAAUAUUAAAAUAAUUUUAUAUAUUAUUUAACUUUAACGCUUGUGUCUCAUCUGUUACGCUUUCAUUUAUUCGUUCCAAACAAAGCUUAUACUUCAUUAAGGCACGCAAUUAUAAUCCAAAAGAAACGAAGACUGAUCGGCGUUCAGCUAGAAUCCCAUUAGCAAUAUCUCUAUAGCCUAAGUACUGAAGCGUAUCGCGUUCUCAAUUCAAUAAGUAAACCUCGUACAAAGCACCCACCGAGCACUGAACAUCGACCGAUUAUAGAGCGUCUUUUAGCGCCGGAGCGAGAGCAAGAAAUUAAUAUAAUGCUGAACAGCCUUGCAACCUAUCUAUUUGGAUCGCAACCGAAAUCGGAAUCAACGAGUAGCGAGGCUGACCCUGAACCCAAGGCCAACGGCAUUAAGGAGUGCACCAUUCAAGCAGGCGACGAUGUAAUCGAGGUGACGUCCUUGACGCCUUCCGUGGCGAGCACCCGGGGCUCAGGGCAGGUGAACUCCAAGCCGGGCAAGAAGAGUCGGCGCGGCAAGCAGCCGAAGCAGCAAUCGAAGCAAUCGAAACGGCCAACCAAUUGUGCGGACGAGGACAUUGACGACGAUUGGUGCAUUAUAGACAACGAGGAGGACCAGGAGGGUGAGAAGGAAAAUGCAUUGUUGCCACGCAACGAAACCGAAGAAGAACUCACUGUGGUCGAGGCUCCGACCAAGCCAACCGCCGCCUUAGCCGCCCCCAUUGCCCGCCGCCUGCACCACAAAGCUUCGCAUAGCCUCUAUUCGGGACCGAGGCCACAACAACAGCGCAACUAUUUGCAGCGCAUCCGUUCUACUCUCCCGCUAAGCGGCCCCGCUCUGGGCCCCGCCCGCACUGGUCCUCAGCGCUCAGCGGAGAAUGACGUGACUCAGUCCCUCUUUGCACCCGCGCCCCUGCUGGCGGUCGCAGCCGCACCAUGUGAGGACGAUGCCAACGGCCAGGAUGUUCCGGCUGUUGGUGCUUUAGUGAUGGAGGAGUCCUGGUACGUAACACCGCCACCAUGCUUCACCUCGAUUGGGCCAAUCAAUAUGGAAGCAUCACCAUUUGAGAAUCUAUUGAUUGAGCAUCCAAGCAUGUCCGUCUAUCAUAGUAUUAGGUCCAGCCAGGCAGGUAUCGAUAAUAGUGCAAGUCUUGAUCUCAGGGAACUGCAGGCAUCGCAGUUCAUUCAACAAGAGGAGCCGACACAGACACAGCUCGUGCCAGCUGCCCCGAUUUUGGCGGAGAGACGCAAUCAAAGCGCCCGCCAUGAUCGCCAGGCGGCGGCCGAGCUCAAGCAACAAGUUCUGGCUCGUCAAAGCCAGAAGAGCAACAAAAAGGAUCAGCAUCAGCAAUUGUGCCGUAGUGCUCUUAGUCGUACUAACAAGGUGCGCGAUCCGAAAGCCAAUCGUCAUCGUCGCUCUGAUAUGCAGCAUUUCAAGGUGAUUAGCGGCGCCAACAACAACCGCAAGUGCUGCUUCUAAAGGUUACUGAACUAAUACCCAAUAAUCGCAAUAAUCAGCAACAACAACAACAGCAGCAACAACAACAACAGCGACAACAAUUGAGAGCAGUUUCUCAUGAAUUUUGAUUAAUUUAAGCAAUGCGCGAGUAUUAGUCUAUAUGCACAUCUACAUGUAUAUUUAAAAACGGCAAACGAAAUUACAAAUAAGAUCACACAAUCAAAUUACAAAUGCAAAUGUAAAUAUAAAUAAGCUUUGAACAUCAAUCAGAAGAAAAAAAUAAAAUGAAAUAAAAAAGAAGUAUGAAAUUAA
Molecule: messenger RNA, 1833 nt
Organism: Scaptodrosophila lebanonensis
Lineage: Eukaryota; Metazoa; Arthropoda; Insecta; Diptera; Drosophilidae
Exons: 5
Coding region: 361-1542 (393 amino acids)
Biological process (GO): autophagosome assembly; positive regulation of DNA-templated transcription
Cellular component (GO): nucleus; autophagosome
Source: RefSeq, a predicted model, not a curated record